GCAGUAGAGACACUCUCAACCUACCGAGGGCACAUGAAGAAGACUAUUAAAGUUGUUUGUUGGAGCUGAGCCGUUAACACUGUAUUAUUGAACGGGACUAAAGCUAUGUAAAUCUCGUAUCGCUGCUAUUUGUAUCAAAAAGGCAUGAACCGCAAACGGGCUCUGAUUUCAGACACUUUCAAGAUAAAGAAAAUAAGAAAUGACGCUGAGAAGUUUGGAGCUGUCCGUGAAAGAGAUGGACCAACUGAUAUCAGAUCCACCCUCGAGUACCUCAUGACACUGUUCCCCAGGAAGCUUUUCAAUGACACUUUACCUCAAAUUGUUCUGAAGCACCAGCUCUACAGCAUACACCAAGACAAGACUUUGGUGGACAAGGAGCUAAAUAAACUGCGGGAACAAGGAGAGCUGCUGAUGUUCCAGCUGGGGUUUGAUUCAGAAGCUUUUGGGCUGAUUUUCGCUUCAGAUUACAAGGCCAAAGUGCAGGCUGGAGAGGAAGGCAGAGAGACAAGAGCUACAGUGGAAAAGUUCUUGGAUAAGGUGGUGUCCUCCUGCACAGAUCUGAGCUUCAGCAAGGACAAGAUGCUCAAAGAGUUCCUCUUCUCAGACACAGAAAUAACGCAGCUGGUUAAGUCGGGGGUCCUGACUGUGAGGGACGCAGGCAGCUGGUGGCUCUCCAUUCCCAACUCUGGCAAAUUCACCAAGUACUUCUUACAAGGUCGCAAAGCUGUGCUCGGUAUGGUGAAGAAGUCCAAAUAUAGCGAGGUCUUAAAGGCAGAACUGGAGGAGCGACGAACAACCGUUCAAGUGAAAUUCCACAUGAAAUACCACAUCCACGACAUUGUUGGUGCAGAGCUGGUAGAGAGCAUAUCGACUACAUCAGGGACAUUGUUGAGAUUUGUUGACUCCUGAGCCACCACCACAAGACAGAGUGAUUGAAGUCUGAAGAUUAAGAAUAAAUUACAUGUACAAAGAUUGUUUGUAAAAUAUCUGCCACUGAAUUAAUUUAAGUUUUCAGAAUUUUAUUCUGUGCCAAAUGUAUUAAAUAAAACCUUGUGGGUUUAUGAAUUGUCAAAUGUUGACCUGAUCUUGCCAGGUUUUUGAUUUGUCUUGAAAUAAAGAUGGUCUUUUCC
Molecule: messenger RNA, 1130 nt
Organism: Notolabrus celidotus (New Zealand spotty)
Lineage: Eukaryota; Metazoa; Chordata; Actinopteri; Labriformes; Labridae
Product: serine/threonine-protein kinase 19-like
Exons: 7
Coding region: 145-909 (254 amino acids)
Biological process (GO): positive regulation of Ras protein signal transduction; protein phosphorylation
Molecular function (GO): protein serine/threonine kinase activity
Source: RefSeq, a predicted model, not a curated record